Seminavis robusta is the source of this 1960-nucleotide messenger RNA. The record is from the annotation of a GenBank genome assembly. Lineage: Eukaryota; Bacillariophyta; Bacillariophyceae; Naviculales; Naviculaceae.
CGUGCGUGUCUCAUUCUUCUCAUUUGGCGCUUCGCCGUUCGUUGUUUGGGUUUGGUUCUCCCCGAUCGAGCAGCACACAGCAUAAAAAGAUCGACAAGACAACAUACCAGGAUCAUCAUGAACAACAACACCGGCAACGAAGAACCUACCGACAAAGUCGAUGGCAAGAAAACAACUCCUACCAUGGCGGAAGCCGCUCUUAGACUCCAAACGCAACUAAAAGAGAGCGUUCCUCCUCGCUGGGACAGUGUGCCUUUUGACCUGCAUCCGCUGGCUCCUUUUGUGGCAAAGCCAGAAUGGACCAUGCUAGGAGACGCCAUCAAAAAGGCAGAACAGCCCAACCAAGAAUACACUCAUCACAUUCCAGGUGAAAAGUGGAUCUCUUUGAGAUGUGAUGGAACUGGAUUCAGCAAAUUCACAAGGCACUUACAAAAGCUGGGCGUCUUUAGCAAAGGACACUCCCCAGAGUUUGCUGCCAUUAUGAAGGCGUGCUGUGAGGGGCUCAUGACUAAAUUUGUGGCUCAUUGUGGCUACACUCAGUCGGAUGAAAUGACAGUCUUGGUGGCUCCCACGUCCAUUGUCCGCGGGGAACGACAACCACACAUGUACAAUGGCCGUCUCCAAAAGCUUUGCUCGUUGGCGGCAGCCACUGUCACGGCUCGCUUCAACUAUGAGUUGAUGGCGUUGUGUGCCGGUAAGAAGGAGGUGGACACGAUGGCAGUCCUGCAAUCUCUGCCCACAUUUGACUGCAGAGUAGGUGUGUAUGGCACCAAAGAGCAAGCCAUCUCUCUCAUCUUGUGGAGAUCUUAUGACUGCGGCAUCAAUGCUACUUCGGACGCCGUGUUCAAAUGCGGAGUGCUCGGGUCCAAGCAGAUUGUCAAAUUGCCCACAAAACAAAGGCUCGAGUGGCUCUAUCAGCAAAGUCUUUUGCCUCUUUCACCUCAUCAGCGUGACGGAACCUUCUUGGUGAAACGAAAACGAGUAGUAUCUGGAGUGGACCAAAAGACGGGUGAACCCAUCUCGUACCUCCGCGGUAGAAUCGAACAAGUGGAAGGCAACAUCCUUCAGCUCUUCAAGGAUGGUGCCUUGUUCCCCCCUGACGAUAUCCUCGAUGUCGGCGAGCAACGAGCAUGAGCCGCAUACAACGUACUGGUACAAUGAUACUUCAAGACGUCCCGUUGCAUGCCACAAAUGAACGAAACUUUUAUAUAGAAACGUGCAACACGAACGUAUAUGUAUCCGUCCAUUCGUCGUCAAUCCACUUGAUACCUGGCUAGCUAGUGUGUGGCCGUGACUUUGAAUCCUCUGCACUUCUCACCCUCCCCCGGCAGCACGUCAUCGCCCUCUCCCUCGUCCGUCGGUGGCGCCUCGAAGUCUGGAUCUAGGUCGUUAGGCAAAUCCCCCGGUGCCUGGGUGAUCUCCUUCUGAUGGUCAUUAUCGCCGUCCAGGUCAUCCAAGGACAUCAUACUCGAUCCAUAACCGCCCUGCUGAGUAGUGGUGAAUCCAUGCAGUGGUUGUGUACCCCGUUUCCUCCCGUCCUUGCGUACCACAGCAGGAAUUGAGCACACCAAGGACUGGCCACAAACGGCUUGGCGAGCGCCCGGUACAAUGUAUAGCAGAAUCCCCACUCGGAAUGCUUUUCACGAAACUUGUGAGGAAGCGUGGUCGAAUGUAAAUGAUCUAAUUGAGGAAUCCUUGUGCGGGCAAUGUAAUGGCGAGCAACACCAGGAUCCAAUAUAGUGAUUCGAAAACGGUGAUGACGGUGCGGGCCAUAACCAGAUCCCAAAGAACGCAAAGAGAUACCACAUGCCUUGACAUAAGACGCGCCCUGAGAGCUGUAACUUGGUUCGUUCUCGAUAGACUUUAGAGGCGGCUCGGGACUGUUUCUUGCUGGAGUUUCGGAGAGCAUCUGGUGUGGUUUGGGUCCUAUCUUUGUUGUUGUUGUUGUUGUUGUUGUUGU